Messenger RNA from Cyprinodon variegatus (sheepshead minnow), 1266 nucleotides. It is a transcript of the gene tpd52l1, whose product is annotated as tumor protein D52-like 1. The coding region runs from base 99 to 1094 and encodes 331 amino acids. The record is from RefSeq and is a predicted model, not a curated record. Gene Ontology annotation, cellular component: cytoplasm. Gene Ontology annotation, biological process: positive regulation of apoptotic signaling pathway; positive regulation of MAP kinase activity. Lineage: Eukaryota; Metazoa; Chordata; Actinopteri; Cyprinodontiformes; Cyprinodontidae. The transcript has 12 exons.
UGCACGGCGCGUGACACCUCGUCGUUUCUGGUCUCAGAAGCGGAGCUGCGCGUGCGGUCUGUCUCUGAAGGCUACGUGGAAACUUCACCUGAGCGUCUAUGAUGGAAACCAGACAACAAGAGUUGUACUCUAGUGUUCUGAGUGAAGCAGUGCUGGACUGGGCCAGCUUGGGCCCAGGAGAGGAAUGGGUUGACCCAGCAACACAUGAAGGAGAGCUGGGUUUGGAUAAGUUUCACCGUGCCGGUGGUGAGGAAUCCAAUCGAAAGAGCUCAUAUGGGGAGGAUUUGGCCCCAUUGGUCCAAAAUGGGGAAAACCUAACAGACUGGGGUUACUCCUCGACUCAGAUGGAGGAGCAGUGGUCUCAUACAUCAGGGUGCCAGACUGACAGCUGGGCCAUGUCUACUACUUGGGACAUGCAGCUAGACAGCACAGAGAGAGGACGCCUCACUGCAGGUUUUCUAGACUCUCAGCCUCUGAGGGAGGCUGAUGAGGAUUUGGUGUCAGAAGUCAGCCUCAACAACACCAACAUAACAGAGGAGGAGAGAGAAGAGAUUCUGCAGGAGCUGACUAAAUUGGAAGAGGAAAUCAGCACACUGAAGCAGGUUUUGUUGUCCAAAGAGAAGCAGCACUCUGAGCUCAAACAGAAGCUGGGCAUCACUCCUCUCAGUGAGCUCAGGAACAACUUCAGCAGAAGCUGGCAUGACAUGCAGAGCACUACGGCAUACAAGAAGACAUCAGAGACGCUGUCCACCGCAGGACAGAAAACCUCAGCUGCUUUCAGCACCUUUGGGAGCGCCAUUACCAGAAAGUUUGGAGACAUGAGCAUGGCCGGUUUAGAGUUACUGUUUCCACGCAGGUCCAACUCAAUAGGAUACUCUGUCAGGCACUCUAUGAGCAUGCCUGCCAUGAGAAACUCACCCAGUUUCAAAUCCUUUGAAGAGAAAGUUGAAAACACUGUUACCACCAUCAAGACCAAAGUUGGAGGCACUGGGACCGGCGGCAGUUUCGAGGAGGUCCUCUCAUCUGCAGCCAACGCCAGCUCUCAGGACACGCCCACCAACAACCUGACUGACACCUCGGAGAGACCAUGCUAGGACUCCGUCUCGCUCCACUCACAGCACAUUGUUGUGGAUCUAUAGAAUUUAAGACCAAAGUGGAAAGCAGUGUUCUGAUUUUGCAGACAAGUCCUUACUAAAUCCUGCAAGUGCGAUGAAAUUGCUGGCAAUAUAAAUCUAUUUGCUUUUGCUUUAAUUUUUGGAAUCUGAU